Molecule: messenger RNA, 1705 nt
Organism: Erythranthe guttata (spotted monkey flower)
Lineage: Eukaryota; Viridiplantae; Streptophyta; Magnoliopsida; Lamiales; Phrymaceae
Source: RefSeq, a predicted model, not a curated record
GUCUGUGAGUAGUAGUUGAAGCCGACACCUUGGGAUAAUAGUAUCUUUAUAGAAAUCUAUUUAAAUUAAAUAACCAGGGAAACUGGUUGGCAUGAAUGUAGAAGAAAGUCAUACUAAUAUUUUUAUAUACCCUCCCAAGCCAACUACGUUACAGUAAAUGAAAUCUUGUGAGUUUGCCCAAUCAAUUUAUAUUUCUGGUGGAGCCUAAUUAAUGUCUGUGAUUCAACCAUAAAAACAACCCCCCCUUCUUCUCAUUCCUCGAAAAAAAAAAAUAUGAAGAACCAUCUGUUCUCGAGUGAUGAAGAGCAGAAUGGAGGGCGAAGAUCAGCGUAUUCGUGGUGGAGGACGGCCGAUGAAUUCGACGAAAACGGGCAUUUCAAGAUUGACGUUUCGGAAUUCUCGAAUCUAACUCCAAGAUACAAAAUACUCAGAGAAAUGGAGAGGUUGGCUUUCAUUGCUACUGAUGGUCUUGAUGAUCUGAGGCACAAGCUUCUCAGUUACAGGGCUGGUGAUUUCUGGCUCCCUAUUGGUGGACUUAAGAAAGAAGAUAUGGACAUCCCGCCAGUUGUCACCAUCCUAUUGGCUGGCCUCACUGCUUCUGGUAAAAGCUCCUUCACCAACUUGAUGUACAGUGUUCUUGGCAGAUCUGGCCUCAUCCCUUUUGCUCAAACUUCAGGUGAAUCAUCAAAUUACACAACAAUGUUUCUUGAAGAGCACAAUGUUUUGAGAUCUCCUAGAAGCGGAUUAUGCGUGUACGAUACGAGGGGUUUGGACAAGGAUGAAAUGGAGGAAGGUUUGGACGAGGUUUCCACAUGGAUGUCGGUCGGAGUCAGACACAACCAGCCAUGUCACCGACCGGGUGACGGCGAUAAAAGUCAACUUUCCGAUGAGUUGACUAAUUCGAGGUACUUGAGGAGAAAAGUCAACUGCGUGAUGGUUGUGGCUGAUCUGUCACAAAUUCACAGGUCCUUCAAAUGUGGCGAUUUGAACUCGAUGGAGGCCUUAAGGGAUCUCUUCCACUUGUCUGCUGUCAAGAAUUCGAAUGAGAAUCCAAUCUUGAUUCUAACGCACGGAGACAAACUAAAUGCUGAAGAAAGGAUUAAUGGGAGAUUAAGAAUCUGUGAAUAUUUAGGAAUACCUGAAACAAGUGGUGCAUAUGACAUACCGUGUAUGACAGAGCAGGGGAUUAUGGCUGAAGAAUCUGAUCCAGUUACUGCUUUUUCUCUUACAGAAGCUGUUUACAGAGCUUUACUCCAAUCUGACAGAACUCAUCUCCCCAAGAAAAAGUUUAAGGAUUGGUUAAUCUUUUUUUGUAAGUGGAUUAUGUGGUGCAUUGCUUGCUUGUUUGUCAUUCUUGCUAAUUUCUUCUCCAAAUUUGGUCAUCACAACAAGAAACUCAAGAUGUGAGCUUCCUUCUUAGCUAUGUUGAAAACGUCGAAAAAAAUGUAUAUUAGAUAUAUAUAUGUGUGUGUGUGUGUGUUAUACAGUGUGUGCAAUUUGUGUUUGAAACCAUCUCCUUUUGCCUUUGUUUAUGUAGUUUCUUGAUCUUUUUUAAUUCUUUUUCUUUGUAUUAUAUGAUUUUUAUCUAUGUAUUAAUUUAACUUUUGAUAUUCAUUGCUCAGCAAUAAUGUGUGAUUUGGAAAUUAUUCAUUUUUUUGUAGACAUAAUAAUGUAAUUAAGUGUCAGAUUCUCAAUUUUUUUUUUA